UUUUAGUUCUCUUCGAUCCAAUAAGGCGGCGCUGAAACUAACAAUUUUCUCCUAAAAAACAGUUGUGCACAUUGGAUUUUAAUGAUUAUGGGAAUAGAUUAAUGUGUUUUUCCGUGAAAGCCAGAUGGAAAGAUGAAUUUCCCGCAAAAGACGAGAGAGGAGAUCAAGGCGGAGCGCGAAGCGAAAAAAGCUGCCAAGGCUGCUGCUAAGGCAACGAAAGGCAAAAAUGUAAGCAAAGUAGCAAGCUCAAAUAAUAACGUUAAAAAUGUAUCUCCAGUAAUCAAUUCUAAAAUUUCGGAGAAAAGUGUGGAAAGAGACGUGUCGAAAGAAAGCGAUAACAAAAUAACAAACACAGAUAUUAAAAAUAAACCCACUGCGGUCAAUUGUGAUAUCUCGGAAAAAAGUACAAAAACAGACGCAGUGACUGUAAAAGACUCGCAACCUACGAGAGAAGUGUCUAAGGAAAACACAACUCAAUCUUCGAAUAUUGGCACACAAAGUUGUACGCCUGAGGGCAAAAGUAAAGAAAAGAUCGGAGAGAAAAGUAAGGCUGAAUUACGCGCGGAACGAAGAGCCAAACAGGAAGCGCAGAGAGCUGCAAAACAACAACAAUUAUUAGCAAAAGAUAAUAGUAAAACUAAAGAACCUAUUAAACCAUGCGUAGAGACUAAAUCCGAGUGUGUAGUAAAGAAAGAUGUUAUAAAGAACGUAAUAAAGGAGGAUCCGCACCAACUUAGUUUAUUUAAACAUUUGUAUCACGAAAGAGAAAGCUCACGGAUUGCUGUAGCUCCUAUCAACUUAAAUAUACAUCCGGCAAUAAUUAGACUAGGCGUUCAAUAUGAAAGUAAAGUUAUCGUUGGCAGUAAUGCAAGAUGCGUCGCGCUUUUGGCUGCUGUCAAACAAGUGGUUAAGGACUUUGAGAAGCCAGCACAGGCUGACUUUGUCCGCGGCCUUGAGACUAGUCUGCAGCAAUCCAUGGUAUAUUUACAUCAUUGUAGGCCGCUGGCUGUCUCGCAACAGAAUGCCAUGCGUCAUCUCAAGUGGCAAAUGACACGGUUUUCGUCAUUGUCUGAUGAAAAAGCAAAAAAUAAAUUACAAGGUAUAAUAGAUACAUAUAUUUCGGAACAGAUUCAAUUGGCUGGUAAAGCAAUAUCGAUAAAGAUACGAGAAAAAAUCUCAAAUGGAAAUGUUAUUUUAACAUAUGGAUACUCAUCCUUAAUUCAUAAUAUAUUAGUGGAAGCACAUGAUGCUGGUAAACAAUUUCGCGUAAUCGUGGUUGAUGGCAGGCCAUGGUUGGAAGGAAAGGAACAGCUGAGACGUUUAACAAAACAUGGAAUUGAGUGCUCAUAUAUAUUAAUCAACGCUCUCAGCUUUAUUAUGCCAGAGGUUAGCAAAGUUUUUCUUGGUGCUCAUGCGAUAUUAGCCAACGGAGCGGUAAUGUCGAGAGCGGGAACUGCGCAAGUUGCUCUGAUAGCAAAGGCCUUCAAUGUACCUGUUUUAGUGGUUUGUGAGACGCAUAAAUCAAGUGAACGAGUGCAAACCGACUCUAUCGUUUAUAAUGAAUUGGGUGACGCGGACGAGCUCGUGAAUCAUCAAUCAAAUGACGAGGCGAAAAAAUCAUUACUAUCGAAUUGGCGAACAAAAAAAUCGUUAAAUCUCCUUAACAUCACGUAUGACGUGACUCCGGCUGACCUCGUGACAGCCGUUGUCACGGAAUUGGCGAUUGUGCCAUGUACUAGUGUUCCUGUGAUUUUACGAAUUAAACCAUCCGAAAUUUAAAUACGUUUUCUCCUUCAAAAUAUUAAUUUUAACCAUUUUUGCGUGAUAUCUGUAAACAAAACAGUUGACAGCUAUCGGAAUUGCGUGUAAGUACAAUGCAAGAUUGACAUACUUAAUACAAUAGAAUAAUUGUUCGAUAAGUAAAAUGUGUACGAAAUUAAUAUCAAUUAAUAUAUUAUUGCAUAUUGCAUUGUGCAUACAAUUUAGGUGACGCGGACGAACUCGUGAAUCGUCAAUCAAAUGAGGAGUCGAAAAAAUCUUUACUAUUGAAUUGGCCAAUGAAAAAAUCGUUAAAUCUCUUAAACAUUACGUAUAUGACAUGACUUCGGUUGACUUCGUGAUGAUCGUUGUCACGGAACUGGCAAUUGUGCCACGUAUUAGUGUGUUCCUGUGAUUUUACGAAUUAAAGCUUCCGAAAUUUAAAUAUGUUUUCUCUUUCAAAAUAUUAAUUUUAACAAUUUUUGCGUAACAUCUGUAAACAAAACAGUUGAUACCUAUCGGAAUUGCUUGAAAGCAUAACAUAUGCAAGAUUGUAUUUAAUAUGAGGAAUUAAUUAGCGAACAAAGAAAUUAUUAAACCUCUUAAAUAUUACGUAUAACGUGACGGCCGUUAUCAUGAAAUUGAAAAUAAUUGUACUAGUGUUCCUGUAAUUUUACGAAUUAAACCUUCCGAAAUUUAAA
This is a messenger RNA of Camponotus floridanus (Florida carpenter ant), 2459 nucleotides long. It is a transcript of the gene eIF2Bdelta, whose product is annotated as translation initiation factor eIF-2B subunit delta. Lineage: Eukaryota; Metazoa; Arthropoda; Insecta; Hymenoptera; Formicidae. The coding region runs from base 133 to 1779 and encodes 548 amino acids. The transcript has 5 exons. The record is from RefSeq and is a predicted model, not a curated record.